This is a messenger RNA of Nasonia vitripennis (jewel wasp), 8881 nucleotides long. RefSeq names its product protein bric-a-brac 1. Lineage: Eukaryota; Metazoa; Arthropoda; Insecta; Hymenoptera; Pteromalidae. Gene Ontology annotation, biological process: regulation of transcription by RNA polymerase II. Bases 743 to 3055 code for a protein of 770 amino acids. Gene Ontology annotation, cellular component: nucleus. The record is from RefSeq and is a predicted model, not a curated record. The transcript is spliced from 6 exons. Gene Ontology annotation, molecular function: DNA binding; protein binding.
UCCGCUGAUGCAGCCGACCGAUGCGCUGUAACGCGCUCUCCGCUCCGCCGCCGCCGUCGUUAAAGGAGGGGGGAGAGACUCGCGGGAGGGGGCGCCUGGCGCACGCGCUCGCUGUCUCCCUCUCGCCCGGCCGCUAACGCAGCCGGCGGCCCCCUCAGUCGCGACGCGCUCCUCACGCGGUGCAUUUGCCACUCGCCACGCAGCAGCCCUGCCUCGCCGGAGAGAGAACGCGCUGAGCUCGCGGCAGCGUCGCCGCCCGUCCCCGACAUCGUCCUCGUCGUCGCCGUCGCCGCCGCCGUCGUCGUCGUCGUGGGGGGCACAGCCAACGAGAGAGAAAGAUAGAGAGAGCGCGCGCGCUUUUCUCGCGUUCGGUCGCACCGCUCCGCACGUCACGGACUGAUCCGCGAGAAACGGAGCGGACGCUCGCGCGCGCGCAACGCGCCACGUGCUCGCAGCCUCACUUGUUGACAGUUGCAGUAGCGGAGCAGCAGCAGAAGCUGCAGCGGCAGCCGAGCAUGGCAGCCGGCUGGAGCCCGCGGGCCACCUGCUCUCGCGAACCCCAGUGUGUGCAGUGUGUGACUGACUGACUGACUGAGCCCAGAGAGAGAGAUAGAGCGAUAGAGACUCUCAGACUUGUGUUUGCCGUACACAGGAGCGGAGUGACAGUAGCAGCAGCAGCAGCAGCAGGAGCAGCAGCCUCGACUGCCGACACUUUACAGCGAGCGAUAGCGGAGCCAGCAGGAUGACGCAGCAGAGCGGAGCCGGCUCGCCGCAGCAGUUCUGCCUGCGCUGGAACAACUACCAGACCAACCUGACCAACGUCUUCGACCAGCUGCUGCAGAGCGAGAGCUUCGUCGACGUGACGCUCGCCUGCGACGGGCACUCGGUCAAGGCCCACAAGAUGGUCCUCUCGGCCUGCAGCCCCUACUUCCAGGCGCUCUUCUUCGACAACCCCUGCCAGCACCCGAUCGUCAUCAUGAAGGACAUCAAGUGGCCGGAGCUCAAGGCCGCCGUCGAGUUCAUGUACAAGGGCGAGAUCAACGUGUCGCAGGAGCAGAUUGGCCCGUUGCUCAAGGUCGCCGAGAGCCUCAAGAUCCGCGGCCUGGCGGACGUCAACAGCGAGCACGAGCUCGCCUCCCGGGCCGGCCUCGACGACUCGCUCAACUUGGCCAGCGCCGCGGCGGCCAGCAGCCUGCAGGCCCAGCAGCAGCAGCAGCAACGCAAGAAGCGCCGACUGGCCUCGGGCGAUCGCUCGCCCAGCGCGGGAGGCCUCAGCCCCGACGCCCGGGCCUCGGACCGCGACGAGCAGGACUCGGCCUCUACGGGCCACGAGAGCCACGGCCUCGGCAGCUCCUCGACGCCGCGCUCCCUCGGCUCGCCCUGCAGCGUCAUGCCCAGCAUCAGCGUCACGCCGCAGAUCAACCUGCAGGAGCUGCCGGUGAGCCUGCCCCUGCCGCCUCCGCCACCGCUGCCGCCACCCGGAGGCUCCUCGAGCCAGCAGCAACAGCAGCAACAGAGCGCGCAGCAGUCGCCGCACCCCUCGCUGCUCGGCCACCACGUGUCGCCCGGCGGCCACGUGAGCGCCACCGGCUCGCACGCCUCCGCCGUCAAUCACCUCAGCGCCCACGCGGUCGCGCAGCAGCUCUCGGUCCAGCAGCAGCAGCAGCAACAACAACAGCAGCAGCAGCAGCAGCACCAGCCCAACAUACCUGUCGUGGGCGACGACCUCGAGAUCAAGCCCGGCAUCGCCGAGAUGAUCCGCGAGGAGGAAAGGGCCAAGCUGUUGGAGUCGUCCCACGCUUGGCUCGGAGCCUCCACCUCCAGUAUAGCAGACAGCUAUCAGUACCAACUGCAGUCGAUGUGGCAGAAGUGCUGGAACACCAACCAGAGCCUGGUACACAAUCUUCGCUUUCGAGAACGUGGCCCCUUGAAAUCCUGGCGUCCCGAGACGAUGGCGGAAGCGAUAUUUAGCGUGCUCAAGGAGGGUCUGUCGCUGAGCCAAGCUGCAAGGAAAUACGAUAUUCCCUACCCUACGUUUGUACUUUACGCGAACCGAGUUCACAAUAUGCUCGGGCCGAGCGCCGACGGUGGAGCUGAUCUGCGGCCAAAGGGACGAGGGAGACCGCAGAGGAUCCUGCUCGGUGUCUGGCCGGACGAGCACAUCCGCGGCGUGAUUCGCGCGGUGGUCUUCCGCGACGGGCACUCGCCUCACAUCGUCAAGGAAGAGCCAGCCACCAUGUAUCCCGCCUUGGCAAAUUACGGCGCCUGCAACGGACCCGAGGGAGCAGUCAGCCCCAGUGCGGCUGCCGCCGCGGUCGCCGCCGUCGCUCAAGGUCUCAGACACCAGAUGUGCAGUAUGGUGGCAGCCGCGCACUCGCAGCAGCACGACAUGCUCGCCACCAAUCUCUCCACCAACCUCUCCUCCAGUCUCUCCUCCAAUCUCCAGGCGGCCAUGCAACAAGCCAGUCAGCAACAGCAGCAGCAGCAGCAACAACAACAACAACAGCAGCAACAACAGCAGCAGCAACAGCAGCAGCACCAUCACCACCACCAACAGCAGCAGCAGUCGCAUCAUCAUCACCACCACCAACAGCAGCAGCAGCAACACCACCAUCACCAUCAGCAGCAGCAGCAGCACCAACAGCACCAUCACCACCACCCGCACAGCAACAACAGCGGUGGUAGCGGCAGCGCGGCCGCGAGUCUGAUACCGGGCUCCGGCACGCCCGGCAACAGUAACAACGGCAACUCUCCGCUCAAUCUGGGCCUGGCGAGUCCCGGCUCGGCUGGACCGCCCGAGAGCCCGAUGGAAUCGCCGUUGGCCAGUCCACUGGGCUCUCUCAUGGACCCGUCGCACCUGCCGCCAAGCGUCGAGGUCGGCAUCGGCGUCAGCGGCAUGACCUACAAGCCCGCGCGCAGCUUCGUCAGCCCCAGGCCCGAGAACCUCUUCCAGGAGGACAUCUCCGACCUGGUCAAGAGUUCGCAUGCCGCCCUCAAAGAGAAGGACAAGAUCGCCGUCAAACUCGAGCCGCUGUCCGACUCGCGCUGUGAAUAGUAGAGCCGGUACGGGGGACAGCUCGCGCCGGAGCAUCUUCCAGGACCGGCCGCAGCCGCCGCCGCCGACGCCGCCGCAACCUCCGCGCUCAUGCUUCCCCCCGACGGACUCGACUAUAGGAAAUUAAGCCAAACGAUGCCUGAGCGCCUAUUCAACAUUUAAAGAUGCAUACUAUAAAUACAACACAGAACAUCGUACAGCGACACGCGCGCACAGACACACACAUACACGCACACAUCCAGUCAUACGGUGACGUACGCUCAGGCAAAGUGUCGUUGAGUGCACACAGACACACGCACACUAUGAUAUGCAUGUAUAGCAUAUAUAUGUAUAUAUAGCUGUUUUAUAUAUAUAUAUAUAUAUAUAUAUAUAUAUAUAUAUAUAUAUAUAUAUAUAUAUAUAUGCGAAAAUAUGGUACCGUUGCCGUACUCUGAUUGUCGUACGCAGAUUCAUUAAAAGCGGAUGCAGCCGCAGAGGAGCGUUCGACAAGUUGAAAGAUGGAGGCUUACAAUCAAAAAGAAAAUAAAUAUAACUACAGGCGCUUAGAAUAUAAUUAUGCGCUACUUCCUUUUUUUUCUGUCGAGAUACGGUAAGAUCGCGAUCGCACGACGAUGACGACGACUGCAACAACGACGACACGACCACGACAACGACGAGCCUCUACUUAGCCUCGACUCGAGAUACGCGUGUAACGGGCCAAAAAGAGGCGCGCAGAGCAUUUAAACAAAUCGAACAAGACGCAAGUGCUGCAGCUGAUCCGGUCGCGAUUCGCCGCCGUUGCGCGAGAUAUAUUUCCAAUUUUAGGUAGUCACAGUCCUUUCGUUUGGACAAUGUACGAGUAGAUGUCGCAUAUGUAUGUAGAAUUCGUCUUUGCUGGCUUUUUUCUAACCAGCAGGGCGUGAAAAGCAAGUGCAAGUACUACAUAAUUUAUACCUAAAUGCAUAGACAGUACCAUACGUUAUAACGCCAAAUGUAUAAUAGUUAGUAAGACAAAAAAGAAAUAAGUAAAAAAAAUACUACGCGACUCCGUUAUAGAGGCCUGCUUCAGACAGGACUUUACACACACACACACAGCGCUGCAAGCCGUGAAAAGCGUGGUGGCGUGAGAGCGAAACACACGGACCGAAAAUCCAAAGCCAGAUCGAGCAACAGCUUUUUCACUUACGAGUCUAGUAAUGCCGCGUCGAGUCGCUGUCCUGCUUUUCUCUCCUUAUCUCUCUCAACCCACAAUCUUCUCUAUACUUUUAUAUUACCCACGCACCUCUUAUUCUUUCUUUCAAUUCUUGCUAUUAUUAUUUUUUCUUUUUAUCGUUAUCAUCGUCAAUUCCCUACUCGAUUCCGAACGCCUCGUAAUGACGCGUUCACUUCCUUUCUUGCCAAGUAUACCAGGAACAAAAAAGAACGGUGACUCGAUGCUCCGUGGAAGCUUAUUUUUGUGAUUUUGUAGAAAUGAAAUGCGAAAGGAGCGUCCCACUGCUGAAGACGGUUAAAGGCACGGUAGCACGGAUGAACGAUACGAUUUACAUCGGCGUGCUACUAAAUGUACAAAAUUUCAUAUUAUAUUAAUCGAAAAAAUAAAUAAAUAAAUAAAUAUUAAAUAACAGAUGAGACAAACAAUAUUUCUGUGGAAGAAAUGAAGAAAGAUUAAAGUACGCGUUAUUAAGUAUUGCCUUCCUGCCAUAUUUGGGGUAUGCCAAGUAUAAAAAUUUUAAGGUUUAGGGCUUACAAAUGACAAAUUAAAGAUUGAGUAAGCGUGCUUGUGGUGUGCAAGAGUCCGAAUGAACGAAAUCAUGAAUGGACCGAGUGGAUGGGCAGAGUUCAUGGUGGGAUAAUUGAAGAAGAUGAAAGUGAAAAACACAAAAAAGACAGACAUAAUGUGCGAUCAAUACUAGAAGGCGUAUGGGUGCUUCUUUUCGGAAAAGCGAACUAUUUUUCAAAAUUUUGUAAAGAAAAUUGCGCGUGACUUUGCUAAAAAGAAGGGUGAUAAAAAAUUAAUUUUUUUAUUUUUUAGAAAUCUUCAGAUUAAAAAAAACGUACACAAAACACACGAGGCCUUUGCCCGAUAUAUUCAGUAAAUGAAGAUAUUUCACUGGAAAAUGAGAGUAAUUACAUUUACGAGUUUAGGUCAUUAUCAAGCUUUGUAUUUGUGUAAGGGGAAAAUAAAAAAAACAUUCAAAGUGGCCUUCGUGACUGUCGCUGAAGCGAAAAAAACCCUGGUUGUCGCGCUUUACGAGAUUUUUUUAUAACUGCUUGUUUUUGUGAAUUCAAACAUCUUUCUUCGAUCACGCAUAGCGAAAAGAGUGAUAAUCAACAAAGAAUACGCGGCUCGGCAUAUAAUGAAUUGUGCGAUGACGCCAAUAUAAAUAUCGAAAUCACGACAAAAAAAAACCUCUCUUUGGUAGACAAAUGAUAUUCUUGAUAAAAAAAAUUUUGCGCGACAAAAUUUCAAGCAACAGAGAAGAUUUUGGCGGUGAAUUUAAGUAUUUCAUUGGAUGAUCAAAGUUAAUCACUUUAAAAAACAAAAAGUACCUUUGGGGAUUCUUUUUCGAAUCUUUUUCGUUUUUAUAAUGUUGCUUAUAUUUUCCCCUAGAAAAAAUGAUGAAAAUCGCAAAAAGUUAGACUUGAGAAAAAAAUGCUAAAAGUAUAACAAAGUGAGAUUCUGGGACUGUCUUUUGAGCUCUUUAAAACGUAUUUAGCCGUAUACUUACUGUAUAUUUACUAACUAUUUUUUACUUUGGAAAAUUAAAUUCACGAGAAUACCUGUCUCUCGAAAUUAUACGAUGUAAAGUUUAGGCAUUAAAUGUGUUCAAAAACAAAAUGUUACAUGAAACAAAAUCUAGCGAGAAAUUCGUUUUUAAGAAAACAAAAAAGGAUUCCAUGAGUGUGCAAAUUAGAGGUGAAAACGAAUCAACAUGCACUACUGAAAGAAAGAAAGCGAUAAAGAAUGUUUAACGAUGUAUUGUAUAAAAAGACGAUGAGAAAAAAAGUAGAAAGUGCCUUCCUAUCUAAAAAAAAUUAAGAAAAGAGUCUCGUAGAUCGUGACCACUUGUAAAUGAUAAAAAUCAGUCGAAAUUUUCGCAUUAAUGUGAAUGCAAUGAGAUAGUAGGAUGAUAUUUUGCAAUUACGUUAAACAGAAAAUAGUUUUCAUGUAAAGUCAAAAAUAUUGCAGGAGUAAUAUUUUUAAAAAGUCUAGAGUUUCGGCAUAAACAAGUUAUAGCCAAGUUGUUUUGAAUAUCAAAAUCUACACGUUUAACGUAAUCGUAAAAUAACGAAUGAAUCGAGUGAGUGAAUGUCAGCAAAAUGUCUCGUACGUUAUAAAUACGAAAUGAGUAGUUUCGUAACGUAUUUAUACGGAACUUGAAUGACCGACAAAAUUUCAGUUUCGGAUAAAAACACACCGGUAAUACCCUGAAUGGCAUGUCUUUAAAAUAAAGCAGGUUAUUUUAUUUCUUUGAGUGAUAAAUUUAAAAAGAAAAAAACAAAGAGUGAGCAAGAGGAUGAAAGGGAAACAAAGUCAGAAAGUAAAAAGAAACGAACGCAAGAGUGGGAGAGAAAGAGAAAAUGGACGCUUUUGAAGAGAAACAGUUUCGUUUUCACGUUUUUUUAUAUGAUGAUAUCUGCGAACAGAUGAUGAUAAAAAAUAAACACCUAUAUAUUACAUACAUAAAUGUAAGUGAAAAGUAUCUAAUACGCUACUAUAUUGAUAGAGAAUACAAGAAUUAUAUAUAUAUAUAUAUAUAUAUAUAUAAAUAUAUAUAGAAGCUAUAUAUAUUAUAUAAAUUGAUAUAUAAUAGGUAUAUUAUGAAAAGAGGGAUACUGCUGGGUACAUGUACUAAAAAAUGUUAGAAAAUUGAUUUUCUUUCGUCUUAGGAGCUUACGUACAAAAAAGAACUGAUUUGGACUUAAGAUCGCUAUUUUUCGUGGUAUGGGACACCAGCAGUGUGUAAAGAAAAGAAAUAAUCAUGCCCAACGCUCAAUAAUGUUUACGUAGUUCAUUCUUUUGGACAAUGCGAUAAAUACAAUUUGAUAUUGAAAUCUAGGCGACUUUAUAGUAUUUCCGUUUUAUCUUCACGUCGCAAAUAGACACACAGAUCUGAUCUGAAGAAAUUGAAUGUAUAGAACGAAACUGCUCACAUUACUUAUAUUUUUUUUAGAUCAAAGUUUUUUACUCAUACGAUAGUUCAUAAAGUUAUAAAGAGACUAUUAAGUAAAUUGUAUUUAAUGAAAUUUUACGUUCAGAGAAUGAAUUAUUUUCGUAUUUUAGUUGAGAACAACAAAAACGUUGCAAUGAAAGACUUUCGAAUAAACGUUGAGUGUUUAAUGUGAGUAAAUGCAAAGAAUCUAUGUAAGGGAGAGCGUGUGUGAGAGAGAAUGAGGUAUACUUAUCGAGCGAGAAAACGAAAAACUGCUAGUAAAAGUACUGAUGCGUGCGUGUGCUUGGAGAAAAAUAGCAGGAUCUUUUGUGUGUGAUUUGUAACAAUUUCGACAUUUGAAAUGUAAGAAUGCAAUGUAAAUCGUUACGAUCUGAUAAUUAACAUUACGCAAUUUUCUUCAGUGUCCCUUUCUUUACUUUUUAUACAGAUUUUAAGAAUAUCUUUAUUUUUUUGCAGUACGUUAUCAAAGUCUAUUGUGACGUAGGUAAAGUCGCGUUACUUCCUUGAACGUUCAUAAUCGCACAUUCGCACGAUUGCGUUCGACUACAUUGUAUACUAUAAAAUAUACAUUAUGUAAUGUAAAUAGCGCGUUAAUCAUUGUGUUAUAAUUCGUUAGCGGAACAUAUUUAUUAUUUUAUUAUCACGGCAACGAGAAGGGCAAAAUGCGACCUCUUCUCUUCUUUAAGCUUUAUUACUCCAAUGUAAUUAAACUAUUAGUUAAAGAAUUAAUUGUACAAUUAUUUAUUUUUUGCGUUCCGCAAAAUGCAGGAAGUCAGCUGCAGUUGCUGUUCCUUCCGGCGAUCACGAAAAAAGUUAUUCGGCACUACUUAAGACUGUUUUAAAGAUAAGAAAUCUGCAAUAGUUGUGAACAGUUUUUUCAAGUAUUUUUUAAGCCAAAUAAUUUUUUUCCUGUACAUGAAAAUACAUCAAUCAUUACUAGACAAACAGGCGUAAUUGUAAACAUAUGGGUUUUGCCGAUUUUUUAUUUCUUUGAGACCUUGUAUCGAGCGAUGAAAAUAAGCGUUGUUUAUUCUCUUGUAAUACAAACAAUAGUGUAAAAUUGUCAAUUAUAAACAAUGUCAGUCCAGAGACCCAUAUGGUUUUUCUUUCAUUUAUUCCUGUUUUCCGUUACUGUACAUGAUUCAUUCUCGUUUUAUUUUAUAUAAAUAUAUAUAUAGUAAUUUUCACAGACCGGCAAGAGAAUACAAAUCCUCUUUGUUUAGCUAGAUCAAUUUGUUAUUUAAUAUUCGAACGCUCUUUAAGCGUCAUUAUGGUUUAGUAGUAAAUACAAAAUUAAAACGUACUUGGUUCUGUCGUAUAGAACAAUAUAAGGAGGGUAUAAUUCAAAGCGAAAUUGAGAUCGAAAAGAAGAAAGACUUAAAAGUGAAAUCAAGCAAAAGUUGGAUAUUUUAUAGCAAAGUCGCCAUCCGUUGAUUCUUUUUAUUUAUUCUAUCGAAUAGCUCUUAAGGUGACGUUUUACUGAAAAAAAACUAUACUAUACCUAUAAAUACACCCAUAUUAUAUAUAAUACGGAGUAAGCGUACAUUACCCUACCUACCGAGGAACAAACAGAAUCACGCAAUCAUACAUUUAAGUUGCUACUUGGCACGUAUACCUAAGUAAUAUACUAACGUAAACAAUAUGCAAUAAUAAAUAUAAAAAAAAUAUAUAA